Molecule: messenger RNA, 1326 nt
Organism: Emiliania huxleyi CCMP1516
Lineage: Eukaryota; Haptophyta; Isochrysidales; Noelaerhabdaceae
Exons: 6
Coding region: 109-1218 (369 amino acids)
Molecular function (GO): S-adenosylmethionine-dependent methyltransferase activity
Source: RefSeq, a predicted model, not a curated record
GGCUGUGCCGCUCUACACCCUUUCAACAGCAUGGACACUCGCGAGCGUGAGAGGCUGUCCGAACAGCGCGAUCUGGAAGAAGAUCCAGAUCACCAGGAGAGCGAGAGUAUGGCAGAAAAUCAGCACUUUGCCUCGAUUAUACGCGCCUAUGACGAGUAUCGUGCAUGGGGCCUCGCCAAGGCCGACCGGCUGGAGCGGCACUACGGCAAGCUCUCGGACGCGGACCGCGCCGUGAUGCGAGUCGACAAUAAGGUUGCCGGGAUGCGCGCCGCUGUCGAGCAGAAUGCGCGCGUCAUCGCGCAGCUCGUCGCGCCGCACCGUGCGUCCGUUCCCGCGGGCGACGACCCGAGGGUGCAGGUGGCGAUGCCUCAGCCCGACGGGUCGACGCGGUUCGUGCCAACCUCGCGCACGGACUACGUGCCCGAGUCGGACCUCGAGAAGGUGCAAUCGACGCUCAAGCAGUUUGUGCGCGAGUGGGGCGCCGAGGGCCGCGCCGAGCGAGAGUCGGCCCACGGGCCGGUGCUCGACGCGCUGCGCAAGGAGUUCCCGCAGCCGGAGGGCGUGCGGGUCCUCCUGCCAGGCGCGGGCCUCGGGAGGUUGGUGUGGGAGGUUGCGAUGGCGGGCUACGUGGCGCAGGGCUGCGAGUUCUCCUACUUUAUGCUCAUCGCCGCCGACUUCCUCAUGAACCGGCUCGGCGCGGCGCAGGAGACGGUGACGCUGCACCCGUGGGCGCUACAGACGUGCAACGCCGUCUCCGCGGCGGACCAGCUCCGGCCCGCCGUCGCGCCCGAGGUGCCUCCCUCCGACCUGCCCGAGGAGAGCAACCUGUCGAUGUGCGCCGGAGACUUCCUCGAGGUGUACCGCGACUCGGAGGCGGCGUGGGAGGCGCUGGUGACCCUCUUCUUCGUCGACACCGCGCACGACCCCUCCGAGUACGUGCGGGCCGCCUGGAGGAUGAUUGCAGACGGCGGCGUCUGGAUCAACAUGGGCCCGCUGCUGUGGCACUUCCACGACAUGCCCGGCGAGGUGUCCAUCGAGCUGACGUGGCAAGAGCUGCGCUCGCUCAUCGUCGCGUGCGGCUUUGUGUUUGAGCGCGAGGAGUGGUGCAGAUGCAGCUACACAUGCAACCCACAGUCGCUCUACCAGAUGCAGUACAACUGUAUCUUCUUCGUCGCCCGCCGCCCGCCGCGGCAGCCGGCCGACGGGAGCGAGCCAUGAAGGCGAUCGGGGUCGCCGCGCCAAAGAGAGUCUUGAUGCACAAAGAGCUCUCAUCUGUCAUUCCUCCCUCUCAUGCAAAUUAAGCGGCCAAAUAAGAGCCGUCAAAAG